CUGUCAAAAAGCACGUUGUGUGUGUACAUGUACAGUGUUCGCUGCGGUGCAAUGUGCUUUGAUUUUUAAGUAGUUUCAAUUUUACCGAAAAAGUUAAGCAAAGUGACUAACCUACGAUGGGUACGUCUUUAAGCGAACAACUACAACGUUUAGCGGUCCCGCAAACCUCAACAUUAGUGGAAAGCAAAAAGACAGCAUCGAUUUUGUACGAUGUAAAGAAAGCAGCUGAAAUAGAUCGUCAGACAAUUUUCGAUCUGAGCAAAAGUGGACUAGAGGAACUGAUCCUAUCGAAUUCCGUGUUCCGGCAAUUCCAACACACUCUGUUCGACGACAGUACAAUCAAUUUCGAGCGGUCCGUGGAAACGGGACAUGUGAACGAAACUCUCGACAAAAACAUUCGGAAGUUUCUGUUUCACUUGUCACCAUAUUUUUUAAUCCGAGCCGCACAUAAUUGCCUGGAAUGGUUGAUUCGGAGGCAUCGUAUUCACGAGUACAAUGUGGACGAUUUGAUGGCACUUAUUCUGCCGUAUCACGAAACAAAUAUAUUCGUGAAGUGUUUACAAACAAUGUCGUUGGGGAAAAGGAGUCGUUGGCAUUGGAUGAAACCGAUUCAAAAGCCUGGUGUGCAAUUAUCAAAACAAACAAUCAUUAACCGAGCUGCAACGGAUCCAGCACUUUUGCAGUUUAUUUCAAAAACAAUAUUAGAUGCUGUCAAUGAACUCAAUGCAAACGGUAGAGCACGCACAUUACAAGCCUGGUUCGCAUUCUAUUCAAGUGUCACUUUGGGAGCACUAAGCGCUGCGAAUGAAGUGACCGACUCCCACGUUUCCAAUAUUUCCAGGACACUGUUGAAAGGGAUGUCGUCAGAUGUUAUUGACUUUCGUGCAGCAUCGAUGAUCAUUACAGCCUUUCUGAUGACCAAAAUCAAAUUUGUGGACAUUUUUUUGAAGAAAAUCAUCGGAAAGGUGACGGAUAACCUGUACCGUACAGAAUUGAGAAAAGAUUCGGUAGUUUUGCUGACAAUAAUUUGUCAUACACAAGAUGACAUCAAUGAAGCGGCUGUCGAAACAUUUUUGUCCAAAAUGAUGGACAACCCAACAUUGAUAACGGCAGUCAUUGGCAGCCUUUAUCAAGACAACGUUAAUGUAAUGCCGCUUUGUCUUCCUCUAAUUACCAAAUGCUUGGGUCAUGUUGUCGACAAAAAGAAGGCCAAUGGAUACCGCAGAUUCAUGGAAUCGUUGUUCACGGAACUGGCGCUGAACGAUGUCGAUGCGAAUACCGUCAUCAGAUGCUUUUUACAUGCCUUAAAGCGUACACCGAAACCACAGUCGGAUAUUAUCGACCUGAAUUCGGACGACGAUGACGAUGGCGACGUCAAUAUGGAAAAUGGUAAAUCGGACGAAAGUAAUUGGCAUUCGAGUCUAAUGAGAAUGUUAGAGACGCGAUAUCCAGAGGUGUUCGAUGCGAUGAAGACGGAAAUUAUGUCUGGUCAGGAUGAGGAAUCCUGUUCAUUGAAAAUUGUUCUUGGCGCACUUUUAUGCAGCACAUACAAUGCUGAUCCGUCAGGCGCAUCAAUUUUCAUCGAUUUAUAUCAUCCGAGUGCACAAAAUCGAAUGAAUGCCGUGGAGAAUUUGGUGAAAAUGAACAAGCUGUCAACGAUGCCAUUUUCUGACGACAAGAAAAAUCUGCUGGUUGCCGGCAUUGCCGAACGUCUGUCUGAUGAUUAUCCGGAUGUUGUGAACGAAGUGCUUAAAUUCAAAACUGAAGAUCUUAUCAAAAUUGUCGGUGAGCAGAAUUUGAUUAAAAAGCUGAAACUCAUCAUCGGCAGUCAAUUUAUGUGCCGAAAAGAGUGGCAACAACCAAUCGGUUCAGCCAUCAAGCACAUUACGUCGAAACAUCUAUUAUCGAAUGAGAAUGAAAUGGAAAUAUUUCUGGCUGUUUGGCCGUUCAUGUUCCCGAUGAACGAAAUCAGUUUCUACCACACGAAAGCUAUAACGAAAUCUUCGAUUGCCAGCCGAUUUCCGAUACUUAAGCAGUUGCAAGACUUGAAGUGCAAUGUCGGAAAUCGAAUGGAAUGCGUCAAUAAGCGGCUAGAAAAUUCGUUUGACAAGUCAAAAAUCAACGAAAUCAUUCAAUUUGCUAAAGCCAUUCCUGACGUUGAAAUGACAAAGUUGUCGGCUUUCCAUAUCAUCAAUUUGUUGACGUAUGUGCUGCCUAAAAACAGUGACCACAACUUGUCCAAAGACGUGUUCGACAUAGCAAUGAAAUGUGAAGCUCAAUUCGAAUUGAAACCAAUCGACAUCGAUCAAUACGCACAGGAAUUGUACAGUAAAAAUCAACCGGAAAAACUGCCCACUCAAUUGCUCAUAGGCUGCAUUCAAACCAUCAUUAAAAAAACCAACUUUUCAACGUUCUUGAACUCGAAUAUCAUCGAUUUCACAGACAGCACGGACAUGUUAGUCCUGAUACUAAAACUACAUGGGUACAUUGGCAACGGACUAUUUUCCAAAUCCAAAAGAGCGACCAGUUUGUUCAACCAAACUAUGGCACAAUUCAUACGUUUUGUGCUACCAGACGCAGACAAAAAACUGGAUUUCUAUUCGAACUUUUACAUUGCGCACUAUAUCGAACAACAAACACCGUCAUCGCUUCGCAUCAGCCCGGAAUUGCAGCUACGCUCCAUGAUGUUAUUCAAUGAAAUGCUGGCACACAUGGACACCUUGAACGAUAUCAAGAUGGAAGUAUUCGUUCGAAUAGUUAGCGGAUUGACUUCACCAUUCGAAGCCGUACGAGUGUCAGCUGGCAAUACGAUCGAGAGGUUGUACGGAUUAUUGGCUGACUCGUCAGAAUAUUUUAAAUUUUUUGGAUUGAUUCUGAAAGAGAAGGAAAAGCUUUCCAUGAGACCAGAGGAAUUGUCGCUGCUUUUGUGUCACAUUAAAUACCAACGCGCUCAACUAUUUGAAUUUACUAAACAACCCAACACCGCAAUGAUACUAAAGGCUGCUUUGCUGGAUAUGCUACAACAUGUCAACGAUGACAAACACGACACAAAAUACUUGAAAAUUGCCGUGGAAGUGGCUCUAGGCAUUCUCAGCAAAUAUGACUGUUCCCGGCAAGUAGUUUUAAAUCCACACGAAUCCAUAGUCGUUUACCAGACAAUUAUUCGCUUGAACCACACAACACUGGCAUCGAUUUAUGCGAAUCAAAAUUGCCUGAAAUUUUUCGAAACAGUGCUCCAGCAGAGUAAUCUGUUCGUUCGAAUUGAUAAUAAGCCGCAGUCUAUUUCUGUGCAUGCGAUGAACUUGAAUUUAUUCAAUGACUUCAAGAAGCUCACCGUCAAACAACAAAAGUCCAUCAUCAACUCAAUUGUCGAGUCGGCUACAUUUUCCAAGAGCAACGACGUUCGUAAGAGGGCAAGUAAAUUUUUCCGUAAAUCCAUUGAAUUGGACGGUCAACUUGAAUUGGAUAUUUUAACGAAAAUGGCAAAAAUAGCAUCAAUUGACGUCACCAAAAAGGAACGAACCGAGUAUCUGUCUACAGAGCUGCUACAAAUGUCGGAAUGGCGACGAGGCGUAACACUGUUGGAAUUUCUCCACAAGAAACGACUAACACAUCCACUCCAUCUGAUUCGCCAAAUGUUCCCAGUUCUGCAAAAGUGCCUCAAAUUCGAUGACCAGUCAAUGGUUGAAUACACAAAACAAUUGCUGUUGAAUGCCAUUUUAAACUGUUGUAUGCUGAUGCCUGCGGACGAACGGUUCCUGGAAAAUGAUUUCAAAAUCGAUCUAGUCGUGCAAUGUGUUCGCGGUACGCAAAAUCCACAGACUCACCACCAUGCCUUGGAACUGCUCACCAAGCUAGCAACAAUGAUACCCGACGCUGUUCUCCACCAAAUUAUGGAAAUUUUCACAUUUGUUGGAGAUGCAGUGGUUCGACGCGACGACAACUACAUUUAUCUGCUCAUUUCGAAUGUCAUCAAGUCUGUGGUGCCGAUACUGAAGCAGAAUAACAUCAUACAAGUGUUGAAAGCAUUCAGUGACAUAAUAUUAGACGUUCCAGCGCAUCGUCGAUCGGCUUUGUAUGAAGAUUUGAUCAACACUCUUGGUGCUGAGAAGUAUUUGUGGAUGUUUUUGGCCCUUGUUUUCGAACAGGACGUUCGAGAGACGGACGACCAGAAAAAGCUGUUGAGAAAAACCGUCAUUGCCGUAGAAAUAGCAAACUUAUUUGAUUGUGACAUCAUUCUACGUACGUGCUAUCAACUAAUUGUCUACCUACAAAAUCAGCUCAGCGCUGUAGACAAACACGCACGAGCCUCUGCUCACUUUAAACAAAUUUUCGAUGUCACAGUCUACGAUAAGAAGAGAGUCCUUCAGUAUAUCAAUCAGAUACUAAAAUUCGUCAACGUAUUAACAUUGGAGAGAUCCGAGUUUUCCGCCAAAAUGGCAAUGCUGGACAAGCAGACACUGCUUCAACAUAAGAAAACAUUUAAAAACAUAAUUCCGGCUAUUUUGACGUAUAUCAAAGCAUCAACACAGUCGAGCCUCCGAUAUACUGACAAAACUUGGAAUGAUGGCCUCAGUGCCUGCUAUCAUAUUCUCGACCAUCUGUUGGACUUACUUUAUCCGGACAUGCUGUUACAGGUGGUUGAGACAUUGCUGAGCGAAGAGAAUGAGGUGGAAGUUCGUCGUAAGAUCAUCGAUUUGUUAAACAAAAAAUUGGAUUCGCCCGAACAAUUUGCUGAUUGUCAACAGUCGAUCUUGGCGUUGUUGGAUCCAUUGUCCAAGAUCGUUAAUUCUAUCCCCGAAGCGCCGAAAAAUUCAUCACUUCCAGAAGACGCUUUGGUUGCUAUCCAAUUGUUGUCCAAAAUUGUAGCCAAAGAUAAUCCAAAUGAAUUUGACGGACUGCUCAAAACGCUGUCCAAGAUCCUCCAAUCUUAUACGGAGUUAUCGUUCCGUUUGCGUGCAUAUUUAAUUCAGUGUUUGGGUGAAUUAUGCGCAAAUCUCCGAGUGCACAGCCUGUCGCAUCUACAUCGUUUUAUGCCUGCCAUUAAGGACGUAUUGAACGACCUUCUAGCACAUAAAAUCGAUGUCACGUCUCCGGCUUUCGAAAUCAUUCUCAAAGCAAUUUACCGAAUUGUUGAAACAGUGCCGAAGUUCUUGACUCCAUACCUGGUCAAUUUGAUUACCAGCCUGUCGGUGCUGUGGGCUCGCUUGCAAAGCACAUCGUCCAAUGAUUCGCAAAAGAAUUUGUUGAUAUUGGACAAAAUCUGGCAAACACUGGCAUCAUCACUUGAGCUUCGCGUGCUGAUUCCGAUGGUUGAAAAGCACAUCUAUCCCGAUUUGUUGACGCAGGGAAAGUUUAGUGCAACCGGGCCGUUAAUGGUCUUACUAUUGGACAGUUUUGGGCAUUCGGAACAAGCAGACCUAAUGCAAAAUUGCCAGGACCUGACGACAUUUUUCCUUACUGUAAUGGACUUCCGUUCACAAUUCCAUCGUGAAUGUGACACCGUUGAUGUGCAGGAGGAUUUCUUUAUCAAAACUCUGAUCGGAUUUAUUUUGAAGUUGUCCGAGGGCUCGUUCCGGCCAUUUUACUACAAAUUAAUUGAAUGGUCGAAGGAUACUGCUGACAAGUCUUUCGAUCGAGCUAUAACAUUUUAUCGAUUGUCCAGUAAAGUAGCCGAAUCGCUGAAGUCAUUGUUCAUUACCUUUGCCUCGCCCAUCGUUCAACAUGCGGCCGAUUUGCUGAAGAAGAAAUACACAAAAGCAGAAAUUAAGGCAUCGUCAUCGUCGCCAGCUACUCUCAUCUACAAUGUACUUGCAACGCUGCAAACCAUAUUUUUGUACGGCAAUCGCCAGUUCAUCAAUUCUCAACGCUUCAAUAUGUUGAUGGAACCGCUGGUUGAUCUAUUGGACCAGGAACAAUAUCUGGCAGACGAAAAUAUCACCAAAAUUUUGACAAAAUGUUACGCACAAUUUGCCAUAGAAGCGAAUAACGAUCUGCUGUGGAAGCAACUGAACCAACAGAUUUUAAAGAAAACCAGAAGCAGCAGUGUCGUAGUCAGACGAUGGGCCCUUCUUUGCUCCACCGAAGUUGUAACUCAAUUGGGUGAAGAUGCUACACAACUGUAUCAGGAAAUGAUUCCUUUCUUCUCGGAAUUAUUGGAAGAUGAUGACACUGACAUCCAGAAAUUAUGCAGUAGAUGCAUAACAGAGAUUGAAAGAAGCACGGGUGAAGACCUGAAGAAACAUUUGUAAUGUAGACUGCCGAAUUGAAAUAAAUUGAAGAAUUUUUCAUCAUGUUACAA
This is a messenger RNA of Bradysia coprophila, 6301 nucleotides long. RefSeq names its product HEAT repeat containing 1 homolog l(2)k09022. The record is from RefSeq and is a predicted model, not a curated record. Gene Ontology annotation, biological process: maturation of SSU-rRNA from tricistronic rRNA transcript (SSU-rRNA, 5.8S rRNA, LSU-rRNA); positive regulation of transcription by RNA polymerase I. Gene Ontology annotation, cellular component: 90S preribosome; t-UTP complex; small-subunit processome. Gene Ontology annotation, molecular function: snoRNA binding. NCBI's taxonomy places the organism in Eukaryota, Metazoa, Arthropoda, Insecta, Diptera, Sciaridae.